Aspergillus steynii IBT 23096 is the source of this 1184-nucleotide messenger RNA. RefSeq lists its product as uncharacterized. The transcript has 3 exons. Bases 96 to 1052 code for a protein of 318 amino acids. Gene Ontology annotation, biological process: fatty acid metabolic process. Gene Ontology annotation, molecular function: NAD+ binding; oxidoreductase activity, acting on the CH-OH group of donors, NAD or NADP as acceptor. The record is from RefSeq and is a predicted model, not a curated record. Lineage: Eukaryota; Fungi; Ascomycota; Eurotiomycetes; Eurotiales; Aspergillaceae.
GCGAGAUGCUACGCCCCGCUGGUUCUAUAUAUAGUCGUUACGAAGUCCAACGGCAGUGAAGGCGCGAAAUCAGUCACAGAAAUCUACGGAUCAUCAUGUCCUCCCCAAUCAGAACUGUCGGUGUGAUCGGCGCAGGCGUCAUCGGCGCCAGCUGGACGGCCCUCUUCCUCGCCAAGGGACUCAAAGUGAUUGUAACAGACCCCGCACCAGGAGCUGAGGCCAAAAUCCGCGAAUAUCUGCAAGAGUAUUGCUCCGCGGUACCGAAUGCCACUCUAUCACCUGCCUCCUGCCUGAAUAACUUCACAUUUGUCACCGACAUCGACCCGUACCUCGACAGCUUAGACUUAAUCCAAGAGAACGGACCCGAGCGAGUCGACUUCAAGCGCCGUCUCUUCGCCCAUCUAGACGCAAAGACGCCCUCGCACGUCCUCAUCGCAUCGUCCUCCUCCGGCCUCCCGGCCUCCCAAUUCGUCACAGAAUGCACAAACAACCCAUCGCGCAUCCUCAUCGGACACCCCUUCAACCCUCCCCACCUGGUACCCCUCGUUGAAAUCGUCCCGCACCCCGGAACAAGCGAGAAAGCGGUAUCAGCCGCGUACCAGUUCUACCAAAGCCUCGAGAAAGACCCGGUGGUCGUCAAGAGUGAAACACCCGGCUUCGUCGCUAACCGCCUGCAAGCGGCUGUCUGCGCUGAGGCUUAUAGUCUCGUUUCAAGGGGGAUUGUGUCGCCGGAGGAUCUUGAUAAAACCGUCACGUCAGGCCUUGGGCUGCGAUGGGCGCUGACGGGGCCGAUCAUGACGAAUACUCUCGGCGGCGGGGGCGACUUUACGCAUUUUAUGGACCACCUAGGUCCGGCGUUGAAGUCUUGGCUGGAUGAUAUGGAUCAGCAUCGAUUUGACAUAGGUUCUGAGGAUAGGGUGGGUGCGCUGAAGAAGACGGUAAACGAGUGGGUGGCGCAGGUGGACUUAAAGAAGCAUGAAGCGGACCGAGAUGCUCUUUUGGCGGAUUUGGUCAGGAGUAAGCUGGAUCGAGCGGGUGGUGGUGAUAGCUAGCUGAUGGUUAUGAGGGGAGAGAGUGUUUUUCAGUUUGAUGAAAGAUGGAUUAGGGGGUUUGUGUACUUUAAUAGCGUCUUUGUUGGUGGAUGUAGGUGUACUAUACAAAGCAAAGGGAGACAUGAAGAUUGU